AUGGCCGACACACAAAAUCGAUACUACCCCCUGGACUCUUCCCUGGCUCGGAAGCACAGGGGGAGACUUAAUCCCAUAAUCGAGGAGGAUAGUGACGAUGGCAUGGCCCAGCACGGAGGUCGCAGGCUAAGACGAACCGGCAAUGCUCAACUCAAGAUCGAGGCUUGGUUGACACCGAUGAGCGAUCACUUCCCGACACCAAGGGGAAUGCAUUACCUCUCCGCCCCAGUUCUACCAUCUUCACCCUCAGCUGACUCGGCCACCGACACUUCACCAACAACCUCCAGCAAUCCCUGGAACCGCCAGAGUGUUGCCACCGAGGCUACCGAGUUUGAGGAUCUCUACGAUGUGACGGAUGAUGAGGAUGAUAUGGUCAGGAGGAGGGCGUCUGCUAAGUCGAGGCAGGCCCCGACAAAGCAGCCCACUCCGCUUGUCAUCCCAGCAACCCGCGACAAUACUGUCGAGUCGUGGUCUGCUGUGGACAACAUGAAGAAGUCACUGACUUCACCAGUCCCUUUGACCCCAUCCGUCAAACUCACCAUGUCGCCCGCUCAGAUGGAGUUCAUGCACGAACAACAUGCCGCACCAACACCGACAAUGUCAGCACCUCCGUCCCUGGAUGGCAGCUUGACUUCUGAGCAGCUCGCGGCAAUGAGCGCACCACCCACGCCCAUCAUUGGUAAUGAGGAAUCAGUUACGGAUGAUGCUUGGGCUGGCGUUCAGCUCCAGCCUGGUGCCCUGGCCACCCUUCAAGCCCUUGCAAGCGGCGAGGAGAACCCUCAUGAGCAACCAUCUCAGGUUCUUGAGGUUCACGAGCAACAGCCUGUACACCAAAUUAUGGAGAUGCGACAACAACCACUGCGACUCAUCACCAGUUUUCAGCCGCAGUCCGCUAUCAACAGGGCUUUCUCUCCCAACACCAACCGCCAAUCUCUGGCCGACUUGACCAAGCUUGAUAUCCCCUCUCCAGGCGGAUUUUUCUCUGGCCUGUCUCCACGAACCCGCAACACAUGGCACAUGCCCUCCAAGUCUCCUGAGGACAUGGCACCGCCUACAUCGACCACUGCCGAGCAGUUCUACCGAUGCCCCUGGAACGCGGAUGCGUCUGUCCCUUCUGUUCCAAAGCGCAAGGACUUCGUCGAGGAUUUUUACCGUAACGUCAGAUUCACUCCCGCUCCUACCGAGCCCAUCGUUGAACAGGUAGUUGAACUCAAGGAGGAGGAUGACUUCUCAGAUGAUAUGCCCACUGCUCGCCCCGUUUUUGAGCACAAGACCGCUCCUUCCACCGUGGAGUCUGUCGAAGCUCCUGCUUCUCCUCAAGCUGAAGACGCUCCCACUGAGAUUGUCGUCGAUUACGAUCCCGACUAUGCUCGCAAGCAGCAGAAGGAGGCACUCUCUCACUUUGAUCGCACUGAGCUCUGGCUCAUGGCUCAACGGUCCUACCUUCGCGGUGUCCAGGACGACACUUCUGAGGAUGAUGGUGGUCUCAACACUAUUGCUGAGGAGGCCGAGGACGAGGCUGAGCCCUCCAUGAUCCAGAGCGCACUCCCUCCCCUCAAGGUCCAGCCUGAGCAAUCCAUUGCUCCCCUCAAGAAGAGUGUUCGCUUUUCCAACCUGGUCUCUACAUCCGAUCACCCCAAGCGUCUGCCUUCCAUGCUCGUCCGCCGCGAAUCUGCUUACUACCGAGCAUUCCAAGACUACAUCAUUCGUAUCCAGCGUCAAGAUGUGUUUGUUCACCAGCUCGCUCGCUUUGAGGCCAUCCAGGCCCAGCGUGUUUCUCUUCGAGAAUCCCACCGCAACCAGCUUCUCGGCAAGUACCAGCUCAGUGUCGUUCCCCAAUCCGCCAAGAAGCGACUCAGUGCCAACGUUGCUCGCGGUGAUGAUACCAUCAUUGACGACCCCGAGAAGCUCCGACAUGAGAAGGAGGUUGAGGCCAUGAACCAGAUGACCGUUGCUGCUUGGCACGUUGCCGCUAUGAAGAUGCUCAAUGGUGGCCGCCUGAUUUCUGCCCCAGUGACCAAGAGACUUGCUCGUCUCUCUCGCGCUGCUCCCAACAAGAGCGGUGUUGUCCGCGAGCGCGCCAGAGUUCUCGAUCUCGGUGGACAGACUACCUGCGACUGGGCGUGGCACUGCGCGCUCCAAUACCCCAACACCAAGGUUUACACCGUCACCACCAAGUCUAUUCGUCAACUCUCCAACUGUAACGUCCGCGGUCCUCCCAACCACCGUCAAGUCGCCGUUGAGAAGUUCUCCCGUCUUCCCUUUGCAGACGACCAGUUUGAUCUCAUUUCUGCUCGAGAGCUUCACAGCAUCCUCAAGCUCUUUGGCGAGAACGGCGAAGAUGAGUGGGACACUUGCCUCAAGGAGUGCAUGCGUGUCCUCAAGCCUGGUGGCUACCUCGACUUUUCUCUUCUCGACUCCGACAUCAUCAACGCUGGUCCCGUCGGACUGGCCAAGAGCGUCGAGUUCGGUUUUGCUCUCAAGACUCUGGGAUAUGAUCCCAACCCCACCAAGCUCUGGCUUGCCCGUCUAGCCCGCGCCGGCUUCCAAGACACUCGUCGCAUCUGGAUGUGUCUCCCAAUGGGUGCCAGGCGAAGCAUGUACAAGCCCCCCACUCCCCCCAUGAAGGACAGCCCCGAUGGACAGGACGUCAAGACCUGUCAGAUGGACGCCAUGGUGAUGGGAAGCAGUGACGAUAUUGCCAGUGCUUGCAGUAUUGCUGGCGGCUGGAACUGGGAGCGAUGGCUCCUCCGCUGUGAGAUGGAGAAGGUUGCUGGUGAGCUGCGACUCGCCGAUACCACCACUACUGGAACUGCCAUGGAAGAGGCUGGCAAAUGUCUGGACGGUGUUGCCGCUGUAUUCGAGGAAGGCCGAAACUGUAAGUCCGGCUUCCGAAUGCUCAACGGCUAUGCCCAGAAGCCCAAGGCUGGUACUGAGACCAUCAAGAUUGCUCUCCGCGAGUGA
This is a messenger RNA of Fusarium graminearum PH-1, 2964 nucleotides long. RefSeq lists its product as uncharacterized. The transcript has a single exon. Lineage: Eukaryota; Fungi; Ascomycota; Sordariomycetes; Hypocreales; Nectriaceae. The record is from RefSeq and is a predicted model, not a curated record. Gene Ontology annotation, molecular function: S-adenosylmethionine-dependent methyltransferase activity. The coding region runs from base 1 to 2964 and encodes 987 amino acids.